UGGAAAGUAGGAAAAAUAAAAUAUGUACGAAUAACACCAAAUAGUAAGCAAAAUAGCGAAACGAACCCUUUUUGGAAUCUUUAGAUUUAAAAUACAAUGGUUCAUAUUGAAACGUCUGCGGGAUAAAAUGGAUUUCAGUGAAGUGCUUAAAGCAAUGACGAUAAUCUGACUUAUGACUUAUAUAACCAUUUUGCUUGAAUCGAAAUUCCAAGUUUACAACUUUUCUGUCCAAUAUCGCAUAAACCCUCUACAAAAUACUUCGAGGAUAGUCGACGCACAAGUCUAAUGUAUCGCCACACAAUUCAUAACUAUUUCGGAAGGCAUUCCUUCUGGUUCCCUUACCUCACUCGAAUUUUUCAAUUCAAAAUAUUCGUUUCUUCAAUUCCUAUUUCAAUUGCUUUGGCAAUCACCUGGAAUUUUCGUGCGUACUGGCAUGCUUUGUCCGGCGUUUUAAUUCGAGUCUGGAAAGCAAAUGUAAACAUAUAUUUUAUUAAGAAUUAUAUUUGGGAUUCGCGAUCACAAUUGCAAUUUCAAAUCAUACAAACUUUACAAAUUCUUGCAAUUGCUGAAGUAUGGCAAAUAUAACCGGGGUAAUAAAUAAGUUAUGCGCUGAGCUUCGCUCGGAAAAAAUUAGCACCCGAAAUAAAGCUGCUGAGGAACUAGACAAUCAUUUGAGUUCUUCUAAAAGUGAAUUGCUUUUACAACUGGCUAAGCGCCGUAAUGACGAUGUAUCGUGGACGACAAUUUUCAAAAGCGGCAUCGAUGCUACCAUCAAGCAUGCCAUUAAAGCCGAUGCGGUCAAGGAUUCGAAAAACUACUCGUCAAUGCGAAACAAAAGUGUUGUUUACAAGGCUAUCCUUAAUAAGCUGAUCAAUUAUAAUUUGGAAGAGCCCGAACAUCUGCUCAGUAAAGACACGCUAUUUGAAGGCUUUCAGGAUGGUUUCAGAUGUAAAGCCGCUGUACGAUUAUACAGUGAUUUAUUUUUGAAUAUUCUUAAUCAGGGUAUUUUUAAAUCUCAAAAGUAUGUGCGCGAACUGAAACUUAAUGAAAUUAGCAUAAUAUUAUCCUACCUCUUUGAUACAAAUAAUGCAGAUGACCAUACUCAUCGUUUUGCUGCAUUAAAAGUUAUCAUCAAAACCAUUGAAUUGAGUCAGGAAUGCGUCCUGAUGAACACCGAUGUUAUGGCUUAUUUCCCGGAAGUAACGAAUUUCGUCGCAGCUGCUAAUGACGACUCUCACAAAGCCGAUACAAUUAAACUCUAUUACCUAAUGGUUUCACAGAACUUUGUGGACUAUCACCAUACCAUAUGUCAUAACCUACAGAAUAUUGUACCUGCUCUGUGUGGCUUUUACCAAUAUAAUAUGCAAAUUCCAACCAAGGAAAUGCUUUUUAAAUCAUUGCUAAUCUCUCUCGAGAUAUUAUAUCCUUACAUACAUUUGGGCGAUGUGAAUGUUAUUAAAAUAACACUAAACGAGAGUUGGCCUAAAACCUUAAAAAAGCUGAAAACGUUAAUUGAAAUCGAAAUUAAGCAGCGCAACACUAGCCACUACUAUAUUAACCGAAGCCAAAAACAAAAUGAUAUGGGAAGUUUUACAAAACUGGCGGCAUUAGCUGUUUAUUUGGUUUUCUGGAGCGUAGAGGAGGAUGAUAACGCCUCCGGAGAUGCGCUGGAAUCGCGCUGUAAACUCCCUAGAUCUGACGAUAAAUUGGAAAUUAUUUUAAACCGUUUGCAAGAACCCACUGGAAAGUUCAAUGAUAUUUGGCUAUCAAUUUUAGCUGAACUAAUAGUUGAAGUCGACAAUAUUAUAAAUAUUUCUAAUUAUCAAGCUUUGUUAAAAAGUAUUCUAAAAAUUUUACGAACUUAUGGAAAUGCGAGAAAUUUGAGGCAUAUCAGACUUUGCCUGAAAACGCUUUUAGUCAAAACUACAUUUUUUACGCGAUCCAAAUCCUUGCCGGUAGAUUAUUGUCACCAAGAGUGGUUGAAAAUAAUAGAAUUUGUCUUAGCUGAUACAGCUUCCGAUUCAGAAAUAAUUUACGAAAAACAGUUGUUAAUAAACGAUUGGAUUGUACACCAAAAACUUAAUGCAAGUCAAUGCGUUACUUUAAUGACUUCAUAUAUGGCAAAUCCUAUUAGGCGCACUGAAUAUGUUAUUACUGUGCGGCACAUGCUCCAACAAGCGGAUCAGAUUGGUCUUGAUAAAACUUCCGAACUCAUAACACGUUGCAUCCGGUGGCUAUGUAGCGAGCAUGACAAAAACGAAGCUAAAAGCAUUUUAAUGAACGUAGAGCCGAUAAAACCCGAAUUGAUUUUCGAUACUUGCGCUAUCGCUGUAACAAACAUCGUUAAUGCCAGUCAGUUCAAUGAUUCUCCUCCUAACUGCAGCGAAAUGAAUAACAAUUUAGAAUUGCUACUCUACAAAUACAAUCGCGAUUUUGUUGCAAUAAAAAGACAUGGGCGCGUUGUUAAUACUCCGACAAAGCAAGCGCCAAUCGAUCAGAAAAAUUGCGUAUUCCAAAGCAACUAUGAGUUUUUAAUGAAUAUUUUAAAUUAUGAAACGUCUAAGAGCGUCACCACCAAAGAUAUUCUUAUGGAUUUAACAGUUCUUUAUAAAAUGACUUUAUUAAUGAAGUCAUUGCUGCAAUAUGGGAUCUUCGAUGAAAAAACAUAUACGGACUGUCCUCUUAUAAAACGUAUUGGUUUAUUUUUAAGUCAUUUGGAGUUACAAUUUAAGAGUAAUCGACCUAAAAACAUUGAAAGUUCAGCUCUUUUGGGACUUUUUACAAUCUUGGAAAAAAUUGUGAGCUCUUUUACAACAGAUCCCGUAUUAUUACAUUAUUUAGAAAUGCAGCCUAUAGAAGAGAUGAUUGAAUUUAUUGACUCAACUCUAAAGUACAUUGCUAAGCAAUACAAUGUAAAUAGUGAGCAUGAUGACUGGUCUAUUACCAAUGUCACUUAUCCAUGUUUACGCAUAUUGGCUAUGCUGUGCGCCAGCACUACUCAUUGCCCAGAUGUAUUUAAACAUAUAGUUUCCUAUUCAUUUGGUUUAAAGAAAAAAGAAGAAGUGAAAACAGUUUUGAGUUUAACGCGAAUAUUGUGUUCACAAAAAUCAAUAUGUGAGGAUAUUGCAGACUGGUUUGUUGACAAAUUGAAAAUCAUAUUCAAAUAUUACCAUACGGACGUCGAGUUAAUAGAAGAUAUCCUUUCAAUGAUACCAGCAAUUUUCAUCUAUGUUAAUCAAUACGAACAUCAUCUGGAUAAUAUGCUGCUGGCUGUGUUUUCAUUGCUGAAAAUUUCAUUUCGCAAAUCAUACUCAUCCCAAUUAAUAACUAGAAUUAUUGAAAGUGUGUCUACUAUUGCUCGCGGUUGUCGUAACAUCUUUAUGCAGGAAAAUUUUAAAAAUAUAUGCUUAUCAGUUGUCAAGUUUUUAACAUUCAACUCACUCGAAAUUCAGUUUGCUACGAUCAAUACAUUAACUGCUCUAAUGGAUAUAAAUUGGCACGAGAAUGCUAAGAUACAUUUGGAAAUUUAUCAUGAGUUUUGCGAUGACACGUACAAAACUAUCGAAUGGAAAAAGUUGCGAAUGUCUACAACCGCUGAAUUCAGUGAGGAUCAGUUGCAAAACGAUAUCGCAGUCAAUGCACAAUUACUCAUAUCUCUUUUGACAUUCAGUUGCUUUCAUCGAGAAGUUGCCUUGCGAGAAUUGUUUUAUAUGUGCGCUCUCUAUAAACUAACAGAUGCUGAUCUUCACGCCUUUCGAAAAGUGGCCGAUUAUUGCAAGACUAAUUUAACUCAGCUUGUAAAGCCAUACAUUUUCAAUACCAUUGAUUAUUGGAUAAAAAAGUCGUAUCCUAUAUCAAAAUUCCCUUUCUAUCUCGGCUAUGAAACUAAAGAUGACUUUAUACAGAAUAACAUUAGAGAAAUUGUAACCUGUUUAUUACUGCACAACAAAUCCGAUGAACUGCAAAAGCUCGAACAAUAUGGAACACCAGAGAAUCUAAUAGAAGUGGCUUCGCCCAUGAUCAGAGCUUUCGUUUUAUGUGGUCAGUGUGAAAGCAAUCAGAACACGGAUCUACGUGAGAAUGUAAGAAAUAUAUUGAAGUUAAACUUGAACUUAUCACAGACGUGGAAUGCAAGCCAAACAUUUAACUAUCUCUUAAAACUGCUUAUGGAUGAUAACCAUGCCAGAAGCGUUUUAGGCUUCUCCGUGUUUUAUCAGUCCCCAAACUGGUACAAUAUUGAUUACGAUACCUUUAAGUACGUCACUACGAGAACAAAGCACGCGGAAAUCACGCUUUGUAAGGUCAUGGUAAAUGAUGCGUUGAGUUUAAUUGAAACUUUUAGAGUCAUUAAGAAGAAUUGUACCGACAAUCUUUUCGAUUAUGAAACUUUAGGCGAUUUCUAUAGAUUUUUCGUUUUGGCAGAUAUGGCGACUGAAAGUUUUAAUGAUAAAAACAUUUCGAGUGCUUGCAUUAAGUACUUCGCGCGUGAUUUAUUACUUUUCAAUUUAUACAUUUUGGAACAAGAUCCAGAUAAAAGACUGGAGUCGUUUGCUUUGUUUGCUUUAGAGAUAUUCUUGAAAAAAUAUUGUAAGAUAAACGAAUCUCUUGAAACUGUACAACUAAAUUCAAGUUACAUUUUUCGAGUACUAAGAAUAGUAUUCGAAAAUAAUACUUGUGGCGAAAAUCAGAAAAAAACUGUCAACAUUAUAAAUGCUUUAAUUGAAAGUGCAAAAAUUUCUACGGCUGAUAAAUACAAUGUGGUGUUAAUGUUUAGCGAUCACGAGCUUUUCAGUGAUGUACGGCUAGAAAAGCCGAAAAAUACCGACCAAUAUGAAAGCGUUUUGAAAAAAUUUGUUGAAAGUAAAGAUUACGUUAGCGUUGAGCAUCUUAAAGUUUUGCACCAACAUAUUUUAAAGCAUAAAGGAUUUCUGCAAAAUGAAAACAAUUUGUUAUACAAAUUAUUGCAAAAGCUAUUGCAAAUAGUAAAACAUUCUCACCACGAACUCACUUGCUUCGAAGCGCUUAAGUGUUUGGGAGAGAUCGGCCCAUUAAAUCUGACACAAGACAUACAUUAUUUUGAAGCGAACACUGAGUUUGAUGAUGAGUUUGUGGCCGCGGAUCCAUUAGCACAAUUCUGUAAACGGCUCUAUAUAAUAUUAGAAAAACUUCUGCAAUCGUUUCAUGCCGCUAAAGAAGAACUAGUCAUUCACGUGGCUCAAUAUUUGGUUAAUUCUAAAAUGGGAACCCAACUAUUAACUGAUUUUCCCUGUUUUCAUGUUUUCCGCUCGGUACUAAAAAAAAACUAUUUAGAUUUUCGCGAUCAACUCAAACCGCUCGAUUGGCUGGCAACAUUAAAACGCUCAGAGACUUUAGGAUGCGAAACAUGGAUGUGUCAGUUUGUGUCCGAAAUAUUUGAACAAUGUGAAUGGACACAUUUUCGAAAUUUAGCUACACAAGAUUUUUACUUUUCGGAGAGUAUUUUAACAUCUUUUGUGGAAAUGCUAAUUAAAUACCACUCUUCGCAUGUAGAUAAUAUUAUUGUUAUGCUAGAUUAUUUUUUUAAUGAAUUUAUGCAUUAUCAAGCCGGCAAUGGAAUAACAAGAUUAACAAAACAAAUUUAUAAAGAAAAGCGUGUCAUAACUAUGAUGCUUCGGAUUUGCGAAUGUAUUCGCAUUCAUAACAAUUGGUGCUUACCGUUACAACUUUUGAAUGUGGCUAGAGCUUGUAAUUAUUGCCAAGCGUUUUUCUUAUCUAUUAUGUAUUUAGAGAUGUGGUCUUUACAAGAAAAAGAAUCGUCAACUGAUAAGACUAAUUUUGAAAUCGUAUCAAAUGAACAUUUUCAGGAAAUAGCCAAAAAGUCCUAUGAAUCCAUAGGCUGUACGGAUGCUAUAUCUGGUUUUAUAAACCCCCUUCAAUCGCGUCUAGAUUAUUUGAAUUUAACAAAUAAUUGGGCGGAUAUUUUAAUAGAAGCCACGGAUCAUAACGACAUGUUCACAUCGAUAUUGAAGCACAACGGGGUACUUGACCUUGCCGAUGCAAUUUCUAGCGAUCGUAAAGUGGAUUACGAAAUAUGUUGGCGUCUUUGUCGUUGGGAUACCGCUGUUGAAGGUCAUUCCCGGGUUAAUACAUUGAAUGAUAUAGAAGAAGAAUUCCAAAAACAUCAUUUCAACUCGCUCAAAUGUAUAUACUACCGCGAGGAAAACAAUAGCCUAGCAGCUAUAAAAAAGGCCAGAGAUUGCAUCCUUUCCAUUUUAAAAGAAAUCAGUGUCGAAUGUUUGCAGAGUGUUUAUAAAUAUUUAACUUGGCUUCAGAUGUUGCAACAAGCGGAUGACUUUUGUUUGAUCCAGUUUUUUAAAUCCUCCUCCGUCAAUCAAACAUUUGAAAAAUGGCAAAUGGAGGCAAAUGAUUUACGAUAUGGGAAUUUUCAAUCCAAAGAAUUGAUUUUAUCGCACCAGGUUGCACUAUUCAAUACAGCCGGUAUACGAACAUCUCGUAAAAUCCAGGAAUUUUACAAGGAGGAUCCCAUUGAAAAAUGUUUGUUAAAAUGCAUACAUGAAUGUAAGAACGCCGGCAAAAUUAAUUUAGCUAAACAUUACGUUUCCAUGCUUAAAAAUAAAACGACAAUUAGUGAAAAUCAUCGAAUGAAGAUUUGCGCUUUGCUCGAGGAUGCCGAAAUAUGCAUGAAGACAGGAAAGGCCGAGAUUUCUAAAACAAUUUUCCAUCAUAUUUCUAAUUCUAAAGAUUACUACUCUUGUCUGGAACGUGUACGUGCUAUGCAAAUGAAUGGAGAAUAUUUAAUGGAAACCAACACCGAAGCAUUUGAAUUGGUUUUAACAAAAUAUUUUCAAGGCUCUUUGGAGUUACUAAGAAAAUUUGACAAUUCUAAAGAAGCCAUCCUAAAGAAAUUUCCCAACCAAUUUGAUUUAAGAGAAUUUCCAAACAUCGAAGCAGAGAGUAAGAGAAAUGCUUAUGAAACAAUCGGAAAAUAUGCUGACCGAGAAUAUACACAGCUGCAUAUAUACGUUAAUUCCGAUCGAUUUAAUACGAAAAGAAAAAUAGUGGAACAUAAUAGACAGGCUGUUCAAAGUGUUAAUCGCGGAAAUGCCGAUCGUGAUAAGAUGACGGGAGUCGCAUUUAUGAAUAGAUUUUCCAACAUAGACGAAAAAGAGAUCAAUCAGGUCCAAGAGAAGCUUACGCGCAAUCUUUGUGUGGCUAUCGAGAAUUAUAUAAAAUUUUGUUGCCUGGAUACGACCGUGGCAAGUCCAGCGAUUUAUCGCAUUAUAGCUUUAUGGUUCGCCAAUAAAAGAAAUCAAGACUUACGUAAAGAAAUGGAAGAAAACAUCGGCACAGUUCCUAGCUAUAAAUUUGUUUGUGUUCUCAAUCAAUUGACUGCACAUCUGAAUUCAAAAAACAAAGAUUUUUUGCAAUUGUUAAAAAACGUAAUAAUCCGUUGUGCUCGAGAACAUCCGCAACAGACUCUCUGUCAGUUAUAUCCUCUCAUUUACGCUCAUCUUGAUGGUACUCAGGACGAUUCAGAUGAUCGUUCACAUAUUGCUCAAGAUAUAAUAGCAAAUGCUAGAGAUGCAAUUAAUGUUGAAAUUAUUACGCAAUUGGGAAAUGUUAUACCAGCUCUUAUCGAAUUUGCUAAUGAGAAUGUGGAUACGAAAAGCAAAAAUAAUUACAUAAGUGAGAAAUUGAAAAAUCUUAAAAAUCUCGAUGAAAUACAAUGCCCCACUAUUGAAUUGCCAGUACGGAUUGAUUUGAAUUAUAACAUUACAAGCAUUAUAAGAUGGGAAAAGAAAAUUUCUCUUGUUGGUGGUAUAAAUGCUCCCAAAAAAUUAUCAUGUGUUUGUUCGGAUGGCAUAACAAGGGCACAAUUAUUAAAAGGAAAAGACGAUUUGCGACAAGAUGCAGUGAUGCAACAAGCUUUUUGCAUGAUUAAUCAUCUACUCGAAAAAGAUCCGGAAGCAGUACAGCGUCAACUUAAAAUCCGUACUUACAAAGUAAUGCCCUUAUCAACGCGAACCGGCAUAUUGCAAUGGUGUGAGAAUACUACACCCAUAGGUAGUUAUUUAGGUGAUGCUCAUAGAAGUUAUCGUCCCAAAGAUUACACUGUGGGAAAAUGCCGAUUAUUGUCUAAGAGUCAUUUAAAAUCAAAUGCAGAGAAACGCUUAGAAGUGUUUACUCAUAUCUGCGAGAAUAUUAAGCCAGUUUUUCAUUAUUUCUUCUUUGAAAAAUUUCUUCAAGCUGGUGUAUGGUUUGAACGUCGGGUAGCUUACAUAAACAGUGUUGCUGUUACAUCUGUAGUGGGAUACGUUCUGGGUUUAGGGGAUCGCCAUGCGCAGAACAUUUUGAUUGAUGAAAAGACUGCCGAGCUUAUACAUAUAGAUUUUGGUAUUGCUUUCGAACAAGGUAAAAUAAUGCCUACACCGGAAACAGUACCAUUUCGUUUAACGCGUGACAUGCUGGCACCCAUGGGUAUAAACGGGCCUCAAGGGGUUUUCAAGAAAUCAUGUGAAACCACAAUGAUAGUGUUAAGGCGUCAUCAAGAAGUUAUUACUACAAUAUUAGAAGUUUUACUGUACGACCCCCUCUAUAUCUGGAAGGUUGUGCCUCAAAUCGCGAAAGACACGGAGGAUGACGUUGAUGUCAAGAAUUUCAUGGCACAGCGUGCUUUAUUGAUUGUUCAAAAUAAACUUGAAGGUAAACAGGCAGGUAUUUCUGGUGUAUCCAGUGUGAAAGUGCAAGUGGAACGAAUAAUUAAUGAGGCCACAUCAAACCGAAAUCUAUGUCUGUUGUUCCCGGGCUGGGAUCCUUAUUUGUAACUCUGAGGGUGAUACUGUGAAAACUAUAAAUAAAAGAGACC
Molecule: messenger RNA, 8866 nt
Organism: Glossina fuscipes
Lineage: Eukaryota; Metazoa; Arthropoda; Insecta; Diptera; Glossinidae
Gene: tefu
Product: serine/threonine-protein kinase ATM
Exons: 32
Coding region: 573-8825 (2750 amino acids)
Biological process (GO): DNA repair
Molecular function (GO): protein binding; protein serine/threonine kinase activity
Source: RefSeq, a predicted model, not a curated record